AUGAGUGCGCAGAACCCUCAGUCGGCGUCCAUGCUCCAGCGCAUCGACUUCUCUCGACUACAUGUGGACAUCGAUGCCUUUCUCAACCCAUAUCUACCGCCUCCACCGUGGCGUCAUCUGCCUCGGCCCAUCUCCCGAUUCUUCGGGUACAGAAAGACUCUUGCUCCGAAACCCCUGGGGAAUCUCGUGAUCGCCUUCUGGUCUUUGAUCGGAGUCUUCUGUGGUGUGCUCGUGGUUGCGGAGGUGUCUGAGCAUAUUCCAUCAUUCCAAGCCCACCAUGCCCCGAUCAUCGUGGCCAGUUUUGGUGCUGCUGCUGUCUUGGAAUUCUCUGCCAUCGAAUCACCCUUUGCCCAACCGCGCAAUGCCGUCCUGAGUCAGAUUCUGGCUAGUUUCGUCGGCGUUGCGAUAGGCAAGCUCUUCGCGCUGAACGAGAACGCCCACUCUAUGCCGCAAGUCGGCGGUGCUUUGGCGUGUGCCAUCACUACCGCCAUCAUGACGAUUACAAACACGGUCCAUCCCCCUGCCGGCGCCACCGCCCUUCUUGCCGUCACUCAAUCCUACGAUGUGGGAUGGUACUUAAUCUUAAUUAUGCUGCUGGGCUGUGUGCUCAUGCAGGCAGUGGCCUUGGUUAUCAACAAUAUUCAACGCCGCUUCCCUAUAUACUGGUGGACGCCGCAGUCUCUGGAACGCCCCAAGCCCGACGACACCGAAAGCGCCAGGGAGGCCAAAGAGGGAAGUGUUGCUUCCGUCCAAACCAACGAUACCUUUCCCGGCGUUCCAACCCAUAUUGUUAUCGAAAAAGGGAGUGUCAUGCUUCCAGACAAUGUCACGGUCACGGAGCAGGAGAUGGUAGUGCUGAAAAGAAUUAGCGAACGAUUAUAG
Molecule: messenger RNA, 882 nt
Organism: Aspergillus welwitschiae
Lineage: Eukaryota; Fungi; Ascomycota; Eurotiomycetes; Eurotiales; Aspergillaceae
Product: HPP family protein
Exons: 2
Coding region: 1-882 (293 amino acids)
Source: RefSeq, a predicted model, not a curated record